AUGGUCCAGAAUGUUGAAGAUAACCCAUUAAAAUUUCCUCUAUGGCGCACGCAGAGCGGCAUACUUUAUAAAUUUGUUAAACCAUCAAUCCCUAAUCUUUCUUCUCCUUCAGAUAAUUGGACGAUGGUGGACCCAAGGACAAAAGAAAGAUCAUUCUUCAGCGUUGUUAUGAUGUUCCAACAUCUGGUCAUAUGGGUGUCUUUAAGACUUUCUGAAAAAUUCAUUAAGAUGAAGGCUGAUGUAAAUUAUGUAAAACAUUGUACUUAUUGUGCCCAGGAUAAAGUAGAGCAGAAGCCACCUGCCAGUUUAAUGGGCGAACGUCUGGACAUAACAGAAUCAUUUCGGGCUUUAAGUCUUGACUAUAUUGGAUCUUUACCACCUUCAAGGAAAGGUUUUUGCUAUAUCCCUAUACCAGAUCCACAUACCAGAUACCAGAUACCAGAUACCAGACACCAGACACCAGAUACCAGAUACCAGAUACUAGAUACCAGACACCAGAUACCAGACACCAGAUACCAGAUAGCAGAUACCAGAAACGAGAUACCAGAUACCAGACACCAGAUACCAGAUAAAAAGAUAACAGAUACCAAAUACCAAAUACCAGAUACCAGAUACCACACACCAGACACCAGAUACCAGACACCACAUACGAGAUACCAGAUACCAGAUACCAGACACCAGAUACCAGAUACCAGAUACCAGACACCAGAUACCAGACACCAGAUACCAGACACCAGAUACCAGAUACCAGACACCAGACACCAGAUAUCAGAUACCAGAUACCAGAUACUAGACACCAGAUACCAGAUACCAGAUCCACAUACCAGAUACCAGAUACCAGAUACCAGACACCAGACACCAGAUACCAGAUACUAG
Messenger RNA from Acanthoscelides obtectus, 876 nucleotides. The record is from the annotation of a GenBank genome assembly. NCBI's taxonomy places the organism in Eukaryota, Metazoa, Arthropoda, Insecta, Coleoptera, Chrysomelidae.